Molecule: messenger RNA, 5003 nt
Organism: Tachyglossus aculeatus (Australian echidna)
Lineage: Eukaryota; Metazoa; Chordata; Mammalia; Monotremata; Tachyglossidae
Gene: HEPHL1
Product: hephaestin like 1
Exons: 29
Coding region: 1-4188 (1395 amino acids)
Biological process (GO): iron ion transport
Cellular component (GO): plasma membrane
Molecular function (GO): copper ion binding; ferroxidase activity
Source: RefSeq, a predicted model, not a curated record
AUGGCGAUAGGCAGGAGAGGAAACAGGUCGAAACGGCAGCAUGAUUUCCGCUUGCUAAGAGGAAGCAUUUUCUCUCGACACCUCCGUGUCACCGUGACCUUUACGUCCUCGGGCUUCUGGCCCAUUGGCCCCUGGCCCAGUGUGGCUACCCAGUUUGAGGAGCAGACUGUUUUCACUUUGUGCGGCCUCAGCAACUGCUGUGAGGCAUCGUUGGGUACAGAUGUGGUUAACCAGCGACGGUUCCCCAUGUUCAUCGCGCCUCUCCGGAGGGUGGCCUCGUCCCCGCAUCUUGUCCUUUCUCCUUUGCCCCUGCGAUUCUUUGUCCCCGUCCCCUUCCCGACCAUCCCUCGGAGGACCAAUAACAACAUGAGACGGGUCAACUUUGCCCAUGGCCAGGAAGCUGCCCUGCUCCCUCCUGUCCUGUCCGUGAGGCGUACAGUUCCGAGAAAGCAGGAGGAGGAUCCCGAGAAAAGCACCGUGGGGAGCAGCAAGGCCAACCCGGCUUCCGGCAGUGGGUUUUUCAAGUGGGAAGAGUUUGCAGAAGGCGAAUGUCUAAUGGGCACCUCCACUUGGCCAACUGCCGUGUUACCUCCCCAGCGAGCCAAGAAUAAACGACUGGGCCACGUUGGCUCCCGCACCUCCGUCCGUCGUCCCUGCCCCGACCCCGAGCUGCCUGACAGGCCUCUGCUCUCCGACUUCCACUCACCAAUGCCGCCCGCCCGACACAUCCUUGUCUGUACGUUCCUCUGUCUGUCCGGGCUGGUUGAAGCGGUGACCAGGACGUACUAUAUUGGGAUUGUGGAAGAACACUGGAACUAUGUGCCCCAGGGGAAAAACCUUAUUACAGGAAGGAGUUUCACAGAAGACAAACUCGCCAUGCUCUACCUCGAGCGAGGCCCCAACCGGAUAGGCGGCGUCUACAAGAAGGCCGUGUACAAGCACUACACCGACGAGACCUACUCCACGGAGAUCCCCAAGCCCCCCUGGCUUGGCUUCCUGGGCCCCAUCCUGAGGGUUGAAGUGGAAGAUGUGAUGGUCGUCCGCCUGAAGAACUUCGCCUCCCGCCCCUACUCGCUGCACCCUCACGGGGUGUUCUACGCGAAGGAUUCGGAAGGGGCCCUCUACCCAGAUGGGACCUCGGGGAAGAACAAGGAUGACGACAUGGUCCUCCCCGGGAGAAACUACACCUACGUCUGGACUGCCAAGGAGGCGUACGCCCCAACUCCGGCCGAUGCCAACUGCCUGACAUGGGUGUACCACUCCCACAUCGAUGCGCCCAAGGACAUAUGUUCCGGCUUGAUCGGCCCACUCCUGGUCUGUAAGAAAGGAACUCUGAGCGGCUAUGUGGGGGCCAGGGCCGACGUGGACAAGGAAUUUGUGCUGAUGUUUACACUGGUGGACGAAAAUCAGAGCUGGUACCUCGACGAAAACAUCAAGCACUUCUGCUCGGAUCCCAGCACGGUCGACAAGAACGAUGCGGUUUUUCAGCGCAGCAACAAAAUGCACGCCCUGAACGGUUUCCUUUUUGGAAAUCUCCCAGAGCCGGCCAUCUGCGCCGGGGAAUCGGUGUCCUGGCACCUGUUCGGGAUGGGGAACGAGAUCGAUAUCCAUUCCAUCUAUUUCUACGGCAACACCGUCCGCAGCCGAGGGCAUCGAACCGACGUGGUCAACCUGUUCCCGGCCACCUUACUGACGACCGAGAUGAAAGCCGACAACCCCGGGAAGUGGAUGAUCACGUGUCAAGUCAGCGACCACCUUCAAGCUGGGAUGGUGGGCCAGUACAGCGUCGAGACCUGCAGGAGCGGAGGCCCCCCGACACCCAGGCUGCAAGGCCGCCGGAGGAGCUACUUCAUCGCGGCCGAGAAGGUGCUUUGGGAUUACGGUCCCAACGGCUACGAUAAAUUCACCGGCCUGCCGCUGAACGCGUCUGGAAGUGACUCUGAGCCCUUCUUCACCCAAGGAGACGCUAGGAUAGGAGGAAAGUAUUGGAAAGUUCAGUAUGUGGAGUUUACCGACGCCACGUUUACCCGAAGAAAGAGCCGGUCAGAGAGAGGGACCACCCACCUUGGAAUACUUGGCCCGGUCAUCAAAGCUGAGGUGGGGGAUACCCUGUCGGUGACGUUUUCCAACAGGGCGGACAAGGCCUACAGUGUCUUGCCCCAUGGUGUGUUCUACAGCAAGGAGUCAGACGCGGCCCCCAACGAAGAUGGGUUUCAGAAGAUGGGAGCACACGUCCUACCGGGAGAGACCUUUACAUACAAGUGGACGGUGCCAGAAAGCGUGAGUCCUCUGGCCGAUGACCCCCCCUGCCUGACCUACCUGUACUUCUCAGCGGUGGAUGCGAUCAAGGACACCAGCUCUGGCCUAGUGGGGCCUCUGGUCAUCUGUAAACCAAACUCUCUGAACGAGGAUGGAACCCAGAAAGGAAUAGACAAAGAAUUCUACCUCCUCUUCACUGUCUUUGAUGAGAAUCUAAGCUGGUACCUUGACCAAAACAUUCAGAAAUUUACCUUGCGUCCCUUUGGUGUUGACAAAGAGGAUAAAGAAUUUGUGAAAUCCAACCGAAUGUCUGCCGUAAAUGGUUACAUGUACGGAAAUCAGCCGGGCUUGAACAUGUGCAAAGAAGAUAAGGUUUCCUGGCAUCUGCUUGGGUUGGGGACGGACACAGAUAUGCACGGAGUUCAUUUCCAAGGGAACACCAUCCACAGGAGAGGAACCCACAGGGAUACCGUCGCCCUCUUCCCUCACUCCUCUCUGACUGCAUUUAUGCAGCCAGACCGCGCAGGCAUUUUCAAACUGGUCUGUAGGACGAUGGACCACUUCACCAAAGGAAUGAAGCAGAUCUAUGAGGUGAACACCUGCGGCAAUCCAUUCCCCCCAGCACAGCCCCACGGGACAAUCCGAGUCUUUUACAUUGCGGCCGAGGAGGUGGAGUGGGAUUAUGCCCCCAACAAAAACUGGGAGCUUGAAAAGCAGCACAUGGAUUUUGGAAGAGAGAGGUACGGGGAAAUAUUUAUGAACCACACAGAGAAGUGGAUCGGCUCUCAGUACAAGAAAGUGGUUUACAGGGAGUAUACGAAUGGGGAGUUUGUGGAGAUUAAGGCGCGAUCACCCCGAGAGGAGCAUCUGGAAAUCUUGGGACCCAUGAUCCGGGCAGAGGUUGGUGACUCCGUCCUGAUCGUAUUUAAGAACAAAGCCAAGCGGCCAUACUCCAUCGCUGCCCACGGCAUAGAAGAUAUGGACGGGGGGAAAAGGCUGGACGUGCCCAACACCAGGCCAGGCGAAAUAAAAACCUACCGGUGGAAUAUCCCUAAAAGGUCCGGCCCGGGUCCCUCUGACCCAAAUUGUGUCUCGUGGGUGUACUAUUCCACGGCAGAUUUUGUGAAGGAUACCUACAGUGGUUUGAUAGGUCCACUGAUCACUUGUAGAGAAGGAGUACUAAAUGAGAUGGGGCAAAGAAGUGAUGUCGACUAUGAGUUUGCACUCCUGUUUCUGAUCUUCAAUGAGAAUAAAUCCUGGUAUCUGGAUGAGAAUAUUAAAAACCAUCUCGAUAAGGAUCCUGCUGAUUUUAAACCCUCCGAUGACUUCGAGAAGAGCAACAGGAUGCACGCAAUUAACGGGAAGAUCUACGGGAACCUCCAUGGCCUGGUAGUAAACGAAGAUUCGAAGACCAACUGGUACUUGCUGGGAAUGGGGACGGAAGUGGACAUACACACCGUCCACUUCCACGCGGAGAGCUUUAUAUUCAAGAUUGACAAAUCUUACAGAGAAGACGUAUACGAUCUCUUUCCGGGGACUUUUCAAACCAUCGAACUCAUAGCGGAUCACCCGGGGACAUGGCUGCUGCACUGUCACGUGACCGAUCACAUCCAUAACGGCAUGGAAACGACAUACACCGUCCUGAGGAAGAUAGACAACAGGAUUCCUUACUCGACCAAGGUGUCUUUUGAAGAAGCGGCCCCUCCGCCCACCAUACCUGCGGAUGAAGGAAGUAGCCAAGAGAGGAUACAUUUCUUGGGCAAAAAGCUGGAUCCCCGAGGGGCCAAAGCAGCCCUGGUCAGCCUCUUUAUCAUCGGCUCCCUCCUCCUGGUCGCCGUCACGGUCCUGUUCCUCAGCCUCCGCUCCCUUCGGAGGAGGAUGGCCUAUCGAGCGGUGCACACGUGCGCUCUCCCGAUGGAUACUCUGUAAGCCCGUCCCCUCCCCGGCCCUCCCCGACAAAGUGGGGGAAGUGGCGGGCCCGGGACCCCAACCUGGACCUGCGACCACGUUUACAAAGUUGGCAAUAGACGCUGUACUCUACCCUGGAUUGGGCCCCCAAAGCCGCUCUCGAUACUGCAACGGAAACACGAGCCACUUGCCGUUCUUGUGUGAAACGGACUGUGAAUCGCUUCCAGGCGCAAAGCACAGGGAAUGUGAGGUGGGGGGAAAAAAAAGAAACAUUGGCUGGACAGAGAUGUGUUGAAUAUGAGUCACUCCCUAAGAGAGAUUACUUAAGAGGGAUGCAGGGUUUUGCAUCUGACUUCGGAGACGGAGACUUCGGGAGUGACCGCGAUCGGUAUCCGGAUCGACAAUACCAUCACGACCUACAAAUCAAUCGGCGAGGACUGAUUUUUCCCUCCAUCCGGCGGGGUGGUUUCUACCUUAACGUAUUUCAGGGUCAGAAACCUCUACUAGGAUUUUAAGCAUCUGCAGGCAGAAUUCAACCUAGUGAAUCUGAGCACUUAACCAAUUCUCCUCUCUUCUUCCUGUCUCACCAGCAGGUUGUGCACUGUCAGCUACGGGAAGGAUUUUUUUUUUCAUUUUAAAUUGCUGCUUUUUUUUACAUAAACUAUAGAGAGAUAUUUGAACGUUUACAACUCACUUAGAACUAGGUUUUACUAAUGAUAUAUUUCUGUGGACGAGGUUUUAUAUCAGCAAGUGUCUUCGUACUGAUGCUUCAGAACCGAGGAGGGGGAAAGUCCGAGAUAACGUCCGGGCAGAUGGAUUCUCCCACUGUGGCUGGU